GCCAGCUGAUUGGUAGGGGACAUACUCCUACUGGAGAAAGGCGGGGUCACUAAUGCCUAACACUUCAGUCAUUUGUGUAAUUCCCCUAAGGAUUGGGUAUCCAUCAUCCAAAGACACUGAGCCAGGUAAUGAACAAGUAGUUUAUUCAUAAAGUGAGAAUACUUGCUAAACCUAUAGUGGGUUCUCAGCAAAUAUGUGUUUUAUUGAUUAACGGAAGGUUUCCAAGUUGGAUAUGUUGCUGCGGUUUUGGCAACAUUUCCAGGUAGUAAAAUUCGGUUCACAUUUAGAAGAGUAUUAGUCCCUUUUCAUACUCUCUGGGAUGUGUUGCCCCUCAUUGACUUUCAUAUCCAGUUUCUCUAGGAGGGCUGACACGAGCCUCUGACGGGAAUAGCUCACAUUGGAAUGUUUUCCUGGACCGAUUUUAAAGUUGUUUUAUCUUCGUAGGUUUGGAAGAUGACACACAACACCAGUACCUUUUUCUCUGGCAGCAGACUAGUGGGUGAAAAAGUAUGACACAAGUCUGAGGUUUGUGUCUGCUUCCCCAAGGUCAAGAAAUUAUCUCCUUGGAAGGCAACAAUACUAUGCAUGUUAUGAAUUGUGUCUCCUUGGUCGGUGAUAAAGAAAAUGGGACUAUCGCCACAGCAGCUGGAUUCAUGAUUGAGCAAACACCACCCCCUCCUCCUCCUCCGCCCCCUCCACCUCCACCAUGCCCCUAUUCAGAGGAAGGGUUUCCUUCCUCUCCUCCCCCUCCCCCCCCACAGCCACUCCCUGGGGGGCCUCCGGUCCCUCCUCCCCCUCCAGGACUGCCCCCAGCUUCUCACUUGAACGGCUACAGCCACGUUGGUAAGAAAAAGCGGAUGAGAAGCUUUUUUUGGAAAACCAUUCCAGAGGAGCAAGUACGUGGCAAAACCAACAUCUGGACCCUGGCAGCCAGGCAGCAGCAUCACUACCAAAUUGAUACGAAGACCAUCGAGGAGCUCUUCGGGCAGCAGGAGGAUGCCACCAAGCCUUCCCUUUCCAGGAGAGGAGGGCCUUUAAAUUCGUCCUUCAAGGAAGCAAGGGAGGAGAUUACUGUCUUGGAUUCGAAACGGAGCAUGAACAUUGGAAUAUUUCUUAAGCAAUUUAAGAAGUCUCCUCAGUCCAUUGUAGAAGAUAUUCAUCAAGGAAAGAGUGAGCAUUAUGGAUCAGAGACAUUACGAGAAUUUCUUAAACUUUUGCCAGAGUCAGAGGAGAUAAAGAAAUUAAUAACAUUUAGUGGCGAUGUGUCCAAGCUGUCGCUGGCAGACUCCUUUCUGCACUGCUUAAUUCAGGUGCCAAACUAUUCGCUUCGGAUUGAAGCCAUGGUGCUAAAGAAGGAGUUUCUACCUUCCUGUUCGUCUCUGUACACGGAUAUAACAAUUCUAAGAACCGCUAUAAAAGAGCUGAUGUCGUGUGAGGAGCUACAUUCAAUAUUACACUUGGUGCUACAGGCAGGAAAUAUCAUGAAUGCAGGAGGGUAUGCCGGCAAUGCAGUAGGAUUUAAACUGUCUUCCCUGCUCAAAUUGGCAGACACAAAAGCAAACAAACCUGGGAUGAACCUUCUGCACUUUGUUGCACAGGAAGCCCAAAAGAACGAUGCCGUUCUUCUAAACUUUUCUGAAAAAUUACAUCAUGUUCAGGAGGCUGCUAGAUUAUCUCUGGAUAACACCGAGGCAGAGCUGCACUCGCUCUUCGUCAGGACGAGAUCGCUGAAGGAAAACAUCCGGCGGGAUGAUGAACUUUGUCAGCAGAUGGAAGAUUUCCUUCAGUUUGCUGUAGAAAAGCUGACCGAACUGGAAUGCUGGAAGCAAGAGCUCCAGGAGGAGGCCCACGCCCUUAUCGAUUUUUUCUGCGAAGACAAAGAAACCAUGAAACUGGACGAAUGCCUUCAGAUAUUUCGAGACUUUUGUACCAAAUUCAGCAAAGCGGUUAAGGACAACCACAACCGGGAGGUACAGGAGCUGAGGCAGCUGCAGCGGCUUAAGGAGCUGGAGCAGAAGCGGCGUUCCUGGGCGGCUGGGGAGCUGGUGGGAUUCGGCCGGAGCAGCAGUGAGAAUGACGUACAGCAGCUGAGCAAGAAGGGUGCAGAGGACCUGCCCUCCUUCCUGCACCGCAGGCCCGUCAGCCCCUCCUACCGACGCCCCAGCACCCGCCGCUCCCGCCGCUCCCUGGGCACCUCUGCUGAUCAGGAGCUGCUGACCUUCCUGGAGAGCUCCAUGGGCAGCCCCGAGGAGGCCAACAAAUUCAACAGCUUGCCCUGGAGCAGCCCCCGGCAGGCCCGGCCCACGAUGGCCUGGAUGGAGUCUGGGAAGCCAAGGGACCAGAACUCAAACCGCACACGCAGACUUCAGGCCUCGGAGGGCCCGGAGCAAGCCCCCGACCCACCCUCAGCUUCAUGUGGACAGCUCCUAGUCCCUCAGAUCGAGGAACCUGCACCAGUUUUGCUCCGAACUAGGCGCAGUGGGCUCAGCAUGCUCCAAAAGAGGAACAGUGAGCCUGUGGGCCUAGCGCCUGCCUGGUCCCCUCCACUCUCGCCAUUGGCUCUGGGAAUUAAGGAGCAUGAGCUGGUCACCGGGCUGACUCAGUUCGACCUCCAGGGUCCCAAGGAUCAAGAGGAGACCCCCCAGCUGAGCCUGACCAACUUAAGCCCAGGGGAGCUGGCGUCUCCAGGAGAUGGGAGCCUGCAGCCCCUUGGCACUGGCGCUGGUGCUGGCAAUGAUAGCCUCAUGUCUGUGGGCACAGGUGCCCAGGGGAGUCCCAGCCCAGCCCUGGAGGGUGACGGGGCUGCCCCUGAUGAGCCCAGCAUCAACCCUGAGAACAAAGAUCCUGGGCCUCUGUUCAACAUCUCAGAUACCACUGACUGCUCGCUGACCUUGGACUGCUCAGAGGAAACUGACUCCAUGCCUGGCGGUAGGGAGCUGGAGGAGGCCAGAGAAGGGCAUGGCUCUGUGUCCCCUGGGGCAGGGGAGACAGAUGGUAGCCAAGUGUCUUCUAACCCUCUCUCCAGCCCCCCUGGGGAGACUCCUGUUCCCACCUCUGGGAAGAGUGGGUCCACUUGCAAAGGUGGCCUUUCCAGGGACAGACCCUCCAAAGGGAAGGAUGUGAUAACAUCAAAAAGAAACUCCCUCAAAGAGGCGUCCCAGGGAGCCCCCAAGCCUGGGACUGUCACUCGAGGCCAGGGGGCAGCACCCAAGCCCGUGCGGACCUUGACCUCCUCAGAGAGCGAGAGCAUGCGCAAAGUCGUGCCCAUCUCCAGGGCCAGCAGGGGCUCUGCUGGCUGGAAGCAGCCCCCUCGGGAGCCCCCCAGCGGCACAGAUGAGCCGUGGUCACGCCAGAACUCUGUGAAGGGCACCUCGGACACGUCGCCCAAGAGGUCCUUGAAGGGGGCUGGGGUGACCGAGGUGACCGAGGAGCAGAGGCCACCACGAGGGAGGGUUGGCUCCUGUGGCACCCGGCCAGGGAAGGAGCCUGCCCUGCAGGCCAGGGGCUCCCUCAAGAAACCUAGCGCCAAGCCGCUCCGGAAUGUCCCCAGACAGAAACCUGAGGAAAACAAGAUCUGCCGCUCCAACUCCCAGGGCCCCCAGAGCCCAGAAGAAGAGCCUAAGGCCCCUCCACAGACCCCCAGCAACCCCCGUGUUUCAUCCCACCUCCCGAGCUUUGCCCGAAACACAGUGGCCUCCUCAUCUCGGUUGAUGAGAUCAGAUUCUGUCCCUGUGACCAAGCCCCCUGGCCUCACUCGGGCAGUCUCCCAGCGGCAGCUGAGGAUGAAGGGUGGCCCUGAGGAUGCAGUCCCCAAGGACAGCGGCACCCUGCGGCGGGCCAAUAGCACCCGGGCUCCCAAAAAGUAUUCCGAGUCUGCUGAGGGUCCCAGUGCCAAUACAGAGGCCUCGCUGAAGGGCAGAGGGACUGGGGAAAGGGCCUCCUUCAAACAAAAAGACUCCAGUCGGACCACACUGGGGAAAAUCCUUACUCCUUUGUGGAAGUGAUGGUGCCUGUCCUCUCUCACCUCCUGAGGUUACUAUGAGGACUGACCACUGUGAAAGGCCAACACUGAAUGUUCCCCAUCAAGCGAAUCACUGGUGCCGCCUGCUAACGCUCAUGUCCUUGAAGGUACAGUCUGGGAGGCCGGUUUGCUGCGACCUGCUGCGGUGACUCCUGCUGUCGGGUCCUGAUUCACCCUCAUCAUGGGCCGGCACCUUCUGCACACAUCCAAGGUGUGCUUGAGCAUCCCCUUUACCCCAAAACAAGGACUCGGGCGUGUAAGAUGACAUUCUUAUGUAAGGAGUAAAAAAGGAAUUUUGGCCAGUUUUUAUAUAUCUAAGGUGUAUUUUUCAGUAUAAAAAAUUCAAUGUCUUAGUUGGUUCCUUUGGCAGAGUGAAUGCCUCCUAGAAAAAGACAGAAGAAAACCCGCUUUGUAUGAAGAUACUUUUAUCUUCCUGUGUUCCCUGGCCUCGGGUUCUACCUGCCACCCACCGUCCAUUGCUGGCAACUGGACUUCUCCAUAAGCCCUUGGUGUCUUAUGGUUGGCACGUGUCCUUGGAGACUAUUCCUUGCUCACCUCUCCCUGUGUGACUUGCGGUGAGGGUUUGCAUGUGAGCAGGAGGGAAAGUGAGACUGGUGGACCGAGAUCAGUGCUCCUGUGUGCUCAGUGUGGUGUGGGCACCGUGGGCAGUGGGAUGUGCACUUUGGGGGCCUGUGGCUGCAGAGCCUCCCUGCAGAGCGGUGGCAGCCCCUGGGAGAAUGCUGGAUCUUUCAGAAUUUAGAAGUGCCAUAUUUUAAUGGAAAGUCAUCAGGGGCUGUUCAGCUGAUUACACCUCUCCCAUUCCACGUUUUCCCAUUUGUGUUUCUGUUGUACAACUGAGUGAAGGCUGCUACGACUUUUGUUUGCUCUAGUUACAGGUGAAAAAAAAACCCUUUCUGUCUCCCAGUCUUCCUUCUCCCUCUUCUUGCCUGCUCCAGCCCUUCCUUCUCUGAUGUAGCCUGGUGUCUGUCUGUCUGUCUCUCAACAAUGAUACUUUUAAAUGUUAACGUCUAUUCUUUGGUGGUUUUGAAAUACUGGAAAAAACAUAAAGUUUUUAAAAACAAACUAAAAAUGAAAUUAGUUAGAAGAAUUUAUAUCAUUAGGAAAAAUUUGGGAAAAAAGGCUUUUAUUUAAAAAAAGGAGGGUGGGAAACAUACUUGUUCUACCCGGUGCCCACUUCACUGUUUCCCUCUGAGACUACUUGGGAAAUGGGAGAAUUUUUGAAACUUUUUUGUUUUUUAAAAAUUGCUCCCCUUUUUUUCCACUUUUGGUUGCUUAUUAGUGAAACCUCAUUUCAGAUCCAACAGUGGUAGACGGAUUUAGGCAAAUAAGAUGUAUUACAGUCUCCCUUCUGUACAAUUUUGUCUUCCAACUAAAGUAAUUGGAAACUCAACUUCUGUAAGUCAGCUAAAUUGCAAGGGUAAACUUUAUGGUAGAAGUAAGGCACCUGACCACAAAACCUCUUAUAAAAAUAGCCCUGAGUAGGUAUUUCCAGGGCUCCACAGAGAUGGUUUUAUGCUGUUUUUGACCUGUUUUUCAUCAUAAAGCCUGAGAAAGCAUAUAUUUAACCAUGCAGACAACAGUGUUCAAAGCAUAGGGCCCAUGGGUGGAUGGGAAAUGGAUGUGGAUUUGUGGAUAGUGGCGGGGCCAGGACUUCUAGAUGGGAUCCUAGGGACCAGUGUUUGAGUCCCUGUUUCCACCGCUGAUAUUACAUUAACUUGGCCAAGUCACUCCCUCUCCCUAAGUCUGUUUCCCAGUCUGCAGAAGCAGGGGCAUGGCCUCCGUGAUGGUCUCCAGGGUUCCUUCUCGCUCCAACAGUCUGAGUCAUGAACAACCAAUGACCCAUCUCUGCUCUGGGAUCAGCUUCUCAGAACCAACCCCCAGUAUCUCCACAGCAGAGGCCUCCCGUAAAGGCCUGCUCAAAACACCUCCAGAAUGAGUUGUUGCUUUGAAAUCCAAUAGGCCGAGUUUCCUGAGAAGUGGUGUUUUAUUUUACUUAGCCCUGUGGACAACUUCUGUGUUUGCAUCUGUGUGAGCAGGUGAAGAUUCUAUUACCUUUUAUCGGUAGUAACCUUGGAAUAAUUUAAGUAUAUAAUGGAGAAAUGUAAAUAAGUUUCUAUAUAAAAUUGUUUAAGAUGAACUGAAUGUAUUUAAAGGUCCAUUUAUAUGUUCUUUUACGUAAUACGUAGUUGAAUAAAGUUCUUGUUUAUGGGA
Molecule: messenger RNA, 6253 nt
Organism: Miniopterus natalensis
Lineage: Eukaryota; Metazoa; Chordata; Mammalia; Chiroptera; Miniopteridae
Gene: FHDC1
Product: FH2 domain containing 1
Source: RefSeq, a predicted model, not a curated record